AUGGAGCCAGUAGAGACCUGGACCCCCGGGAAGGUGGCAGCCUGGCUGAGAGGCCUCGAUGAUUCCCUGCAGGACUACUGCUUUGAGGACUGGCAGCUGCCUGGCAAGUACCUGCUCCAACUCUGCCCCCGUAGUCUUGAGGCUUUGACCGUGUGGCCUCUGGGCCACCAGGAGCUCAUCCUGGAAGGAGUAGAACAACUCCGGGCCCUGAGCUCGGGGCUACAGACAGAGAACCUGCAGAGCCUGACAGAGGGGCUGCUGGAGGGGACCCGUGUCUUCCAGAGCUUAGUCCAAGGCCGCCUGGAGGGCUGUGGCGAGCCCCCUGCUGAUGUCCUCAGUGCGGCUGUGGAUCUGGUGCGUGAGGCCCGUACCCUCCUUUUCUGGCUCAACAGGUACCUCUUCUCCCACUUAAACGACUUCUCCACCUGCCAGGAGAUUGGGGAGUUGUGCAGGAAGCUGGGCCAGGCCUUGCAGGAGGACUGCCCAGCAGCUGAGAAGGAGAGCCAAGUCCUGAGGAUUUGCAGCCACGUGGCUGGGAUCUGCCACAACAUCCUGAGCUACAGCCCCCAGGAACUGCUGGAGCAGAGGGCUGUGUUAGAGUGUGUGCAGCUGGACAGUCCUUUGGGCCUGGAAAUCCACACCACUGGCAACUGCCUGCACUUCGUGUCCCGAGUGGGCACCCAGGUUCCCUCCAACUUCCGGCUGCAGAUCCUGCCUGGAGAUGAGAUCGUCCAGGUCAAUGAGCAGGUGGUGGUGGGCUGGCCCCAUAAGAAUGUACUGAGGGAGCUGUUCCGGGAGCCAGCCAGGGUCAGCUUAGUGCUGAAGAAGGUCCCGGUGCCAGAGACACCCCCACAGACUCCUCCUCUGACCCUGGGCUCCCCACAGCUGAGGGUCCCAUCGCCGGCUCUGGACCCACUUUCCCCCAGGGCCCCAUCCAAAGACGUCUUUGACUUCAACCUGGCUUCAAAUCCAAGUCCUGGGCCCAGCUCUGCCUCAAUAGACUCUGCCUCCCUUGACCCGGAGCCCCUGCUUAUCACCCCUGUUCCCCCAGCCACAGCCCCAGAGGGGGUAGUAGAGACUCGUGGACCCCCAGAAAACAAGAGUCCUGACCCUGGUCGGAAGAAAUCAAAAGGCGUGGCGACACGGCUGAGUCGCCGGCGGGUGUCAUGCCGAGAGCUGGGCCUGCCAGACUGUGACGGCUGGCUCCUGCUGCGCAAGGUACCCAGUGGCUUCAUGGGCCCUCGCUGGCGCCGCUGCUGGUUUGUGCUCAAGAGACACACACUCUACUGGUACCGCCAGCCCCAGGAUGAGAAGGCUGAGGGCCUCAUCAAUGUCUCCAACUACAGUCUGGAAAGUGGACAUGAUCAGAAGAAAAAAUAUGUGUUCCAGCUCACUCACGAUGUGUACAAACCCUUCAUCUUUGCUGCUGAUACCCUGGCAGAUCUGAGCAUGUGGGUGCGCCAUCUCAUUACCUGCAUUUCCAAGUACCAGUCUCCAGGCCGGGCCUCCCUACCCCGAGAGGAAGACUGCUACAGUGAGACGGAAGCAGAAGACCCUGACGAUGAGGUUGGGUCCCUCUCAGCCUCGCCCAGCCCUGCCCCAGCUAGGAGCCCACUCCAUGGAGACAUGUCACCAGCAGCCACACCUACACAGGGCAGCCCGCAGACCUCCUUUGGCCUUCCAGCAGACAACAGUGAAGGAGCGUUGGAAGGAAUGGUACGGGGACUGAGGCAGGGUGGCCUGUCCCUCCUGGGCCAGCCCCAGCCCUUCACUCAUGAACAAUGGCGGAGCUCUUUCAUGCGGCGCAACCGCGACCCCCAGCUCAAUGAGCAAGUGCACCGUGUGAGAACACUACAGAGCACCCUCAAGGCAAAGCUGCAAGAACUGCAGGCCCUGGAGGAAGUGCUGGGCGACCCGGAGCUGACUGGAGAGAAGUUCCGACGGUGGAAAGAGCGGAACCAGGAGCUCUACUCCGAGAGUCUGGGGGCCUGGGGAGUGGUGCAGGCUGAGGGCAGCUCCCAGGUCCUGACCUCUGACUCCAGAGAACAGUCUUCCCACCUCCUGCCCUCUGACGCAGAGGAACACUCCCAUCUCUGCUCCUUGUCCCCGGAGAGCAACCUCCAACCUCCUGACCUCUGACCCUGGCCAGCGCCUGGCUCCUGACCUCUGGCUCUGAGGACCACCUCCGUUCCAGCCUCAAACAUAUCUAGCACAGAGCAGCCUUGGGUUUUGUUCAAGCUUAGAAGUAAAACAGGUCCAUGGUUUUACCCCAAGCUGACCGCUCUCCCUGAGCAUCCACCAUUUCUGCUCCCUUCUCCCCUGGAUGGGGAUAAGAUGAUGUGAGCUCUGUGCCGCCCUCUCCCCUCUUGCCAACGUAGGAAUGGGAGGCUGGACUGAAAGAAACUCUCGCGCAUCCAUCCUCUGACCUGCAGGGCCGUGAACCUGUCUCCCUCAGGCCCAUGGCACUUUUCCCCUCCCCAAACCAGUCUGCAUAGGCAUUCUUCACCUUACACAGAGACACUUUGCAACCAAAUAAAGUCA
Pteronotus mesoamericanus is the source of this 2541-nucleotide messenger RNA. RefSeq names its product connector enhancer of kinase suppressor of Ras 1 (gene CNKSR1). Lineage: Eukaryota; Metazoa; Chordata; Mammalia; Chiroptera; Mormoopidae. The coding region runs from base 1 to 2139 and encodes 712 amino acids. Gene Ontology annotation, molecular function: protein binding. The transcript has 21 exons. The record is from RefSeq and is a predicted model, not a curated record.